CAUCUCCCCCGCUCUCUCCUCACAGAUGAGCGGACCGAUCGGAGGUGAGUGUUUCUUCUCUUUACAUCUUCAUUGUUGAUGGAUCACAGAUUAAUAACAGAUGAUGUGUUGUACGAUAAAUAUACAUAUCUCAGAUGUUAAUUGUUCCAAUAACAAAUCAAUGAUUAUUCAACGUAUUUAUUCAAUAAUUAUUCUUUUCUAAAAUCUCAUUAGUUUCAAAACAUUCCCUGAACAUUUGUUGUUGUAAUGAGGACAGCGGACUGAGAUUUACAUCAGACUCAAGACCGUGAUCCAGUGGGUCCAGCCCCAGAACCACCAACAGAACAUCUGGACUUCAUUCGGACUGGUUGAAAGUUUCAGUCCGUGUUUGAGGAUUUGAGAGGAAUAACCAGCUCGGGUUACAGCUGAGGACUUGAGUGAAGACACUUAUCUGUGAUUGUCUGACACUAUCCAUUUCCUCCUAAUGGACCCACCGGAGCAACCGACGUUAGCCUGCGUACACCACUCACUCCUCCCCGUGGAACCGGAACCAUUAGACCCAGCCCCCCCCAGCCCCCGACCAUGGAUCAAUGCACUGGAAGACACACGGAUGUGGACAUCUCCACCUACCACCUCCUCGGCUCCCCCUCCUCUGCCUCAAACAAUGACCUCUGACCUCCACCACGUCACCAUGGAAACCUUCUGGAGAGAGGUGCGCAGCAUCGAGGAGGAGAUUGAUGGAGAGGAAGAAGAGGAGGAGGAUGAGGAGAUGAAGAGCAUAGACGAGGUGGAGCUGGAGGAGGCGUGGCUGAUGGAGGCAGGGCUAUCCUCCCUGGUCACCUCCUCUUUGUCGGAGGAGGUGCCGCCGCCCGCCGAGGUGCUGCUGUCCACGUUGACCCGACAACAAGCCGCCACGGUGAGGAGGAGGCUGGACAACUACAGCGAGACGCUGAAGACCAGAAACCGGAAGCCAAUUAGAGACGUCCGAGACGUCUUCACCGAGCCCAACGAUGAACCAGCAGAGAGAUGUCCCGCCCCCCCGUCCCCCCCCGAGUCACCACUGAGUCAAUACCACACCACUACCAAAACCAUUCGGCGAAAAGCUCACAGAGUUCGAUCAACUCUUCCUACAUUUGUUUUUGAAGAUCAACCUCCUGAACACUCGUCAUCCUCAACACACACACUCUCUCCGACGCGCACACACUCUCUUUGUGUCAGUUGGUCGGGACAAGCUGAUUGGCUGCUGCGAGACUCUCCGUACUCGGAGGGCGUGGCUGAGCACAGGAGGGGCGGGACGUGUCAGGACUGUGUCCGUUUCCAUGGAAUCGAUGGUGGGGAUGUGCCGUUUGUACCUGUCGCACCCUCUCAGGGCCUCGUCUCGGCAGACGACUUGUCACCAUGUGACCUCACCCGCCUCGGCUUCAUCUCCCACAUCGAGCUCUCCACCUUCCUGCUCGCUCUCGGGGUACAAACCAAAAGGCCUCGCCCGCCGCGACGAAAGACCCGGGAUAGCGGCGUCUUCGCUGUUCCUCUCAACUCGCUGUUAGAAAACGACAAGAAGAAGUUUCCAGAAGUUAAGGUUCCUGUCGUCUUCCAGAAGUUGUUGUGUACUUUAGAGCAGACUGGUCUGCAGACUGAAGGGAUUCUCAGAGUUCCAGGAUCAGCUGCUCGACUGAAGUACCUGCGUGGAGAGUUAGACAGGUGCUGUGGAGAGUUCGACUGGUCUACAGUGAGACAGGUGGAGGCUGCAGGUCUGCUGAAGCUUUUCAUCAGAGAGCUGCCGACACCUCUGCUGACACACACACACCUGUCCACCUACCGCUCUGUGCUGGGUGUGUCCUCAGUGGUCCACCAGGUGCAGGCUCUUCAGCUGCUGUCGUUGUUGCUUCCUGAAGAGAACAGAGAAACACUCAGAGCUCUGCUGGCCUUCCUACGUAAGGUGGUCUCUCAUCAGGACCAGAACAGGAUGUCUCUGUGGAAUGUCUCCAUGGUAAUGGCACCAAACCUGUUCACCUACUCACAACGUGGCAACAAGCGCUCCAUCGCCAAGCAGCGGGAGGGGAUGGAGGAGGCGGUGGGUGGAGCUCACCUGGUCCGGCUGAUGAUAACACACCAGGACCUUUUGUGGACCGUUCCCAGCUUCCUGCUCUCCCAGGUGAGACAGAUGAACCAAGCAUCCAAUCAGAAACAGUUUGACCUAACUAAAGCAAAAAGACGACUGCUGAGAAGGAAGAACGACAGAAACCAGAUCACAGAGCUGUGUGCAGGUGUGAUCAGGGUUCAAGCCCCCCUGCACACCAAGGUUUCCAUGGCAAUACAGCUUGAUGGACAGAUGAGAGCCAAAGACAUCAUCACGCGCUUUGAGUGUGACCACAGCAGUUCUGUUCAGCAUCUGUAUGAAGUUGGAGGAAACAUCUGUGAGCGGCGGCUCCACCCUGACUGCCUCCUAUUGGACGUCUACAGAGUGAAUCCUGGCUGUGAUUGGCUGAUCAAACCCUGAAGAGCACUUUAUUCAUUUCUUCUGUAUUUGAUACGUAUUUUUAUUGUUCAAUCAUCAGAUGAAACCUUUGUUCACUGAUAUGUUGUAAAAAGUGCUCAUAUUAAAAACAUAAAGAGCA
Molecule: messenger RNA, 2597 nt
Organism: Gasterosteus aculeatus aculeatus (three-spined stickleback)
Lineage: Eukaryota; Metazoa; Chordata; Actinopteri; Perciformes; Gasterosteidae
Source: RefSeq, a predicted model, not a curated record